AUGAGCAGUGAAUCUUUGUUACCUUAUUACACGGCCCAAAGCUAUCGUUCGAUGGGUGUGUUCAAUACCUCCAUGGGAGACCUGCAACGACAACUGUUCAAAGGAGGAGAGUAUGACAUCUUCAAGUAUGCGCCGAUGUUUGAGAGUGACUUUAUCCAGAUCAGCAAAAAAGGAGAGGUGAUUGAUGUGCACAACCGUGUCCGAAUGGUGACCGUGGGCAUUGCCUCCACCAGCCCCAUCCUUCCACUACCUGAUGUCAUGCUGCUGGCCCGACCCACUAAAAUCUGUGAGGAGCACGCCAGACAAGGCCGGCUCGCCAAGGGGAGAGGUCGCAAGCCCGCAAAGACUCUAGAGCUCACCAGGCUACUUCCCUUAAAGUUCGUCAAGAUCUCCAUCCACGAUCGUGAGAAACAGCAGCUGCGCCUCAAGCUCGCCACUGGCCGUACUUUUUAUCUGCAGCUGUGUCCCUCUUCAGACGCACGAGAAGACCUCUUUUGCUAUUGGGAAAAACUUGUCUAUCUCCUGAGGCCACCAGUGGACAGCUUCAGCAGUGCCCCGACAGUUCAAAAUACGGACACAACUGGGGACAGCAGAAGCCUAGGGGCUGCAGAGCUCCAUGGAGAAGGGGAUCAGAAAGAGGUUCGGCUCCACAAGACUCGUGAGGUGUCUGCAGCCAACUCUUCUGCUUAUGCUGGGGGAGAGGGAAUCCAACAUGCCUCCCGGGGAAUGGCUGGUGCAGCAGCAGGGACAGCAAGUGGCAUGGCAAUAGCAGGGGUAGCAACAAGCCCUGCAACAGGCGCUGUGAGCAUAGCAACAACCAAGUCCGCAGGCUCAGGCCAGGUGACCGCUGCCCUGGUGGGAGCGGCCACCAAGAAUCAAGAAGAAAGUGAAUCCAGCAAGACCGUGGCAGGUGCUGCCAAUAUAUCCUCAGAUGGCAUUAACUUGGCCUUGGUGGGUAUCACCAGCACCUCGUCAGCGGGGACUUCCAACAGGACUGCAGGGGCUGCCAGUCUCUCCCAAGACAGCAGCUCGAGCCUGGUGUUUGCGGGCACCAUGACGACCGGCGCGUCUGCUGCGGUGGGACCCCUCGUGUCGACCUUGCAGAGUGAGGGCUACAUGAGUGAACGGGACGGAAGCCAGAAGGUUUCCCAACCCUGUGCUGAAGCCCAGAAGGAAAAAAAGGAAAGAAGACAAAAGAAGGACAGAAAUCCCAGUAGGAAAAGUUCCCAUCACCACAGGAAAGGGGGGGAAAAGACCCGGAAAGCAUCCUCCCACCGGUCCUCAUCCAGCCCUAGGAACACAAGAGAUGACAAAAAAGGAAAAGCCCACAGCCACAGGAGGAGCAAGAGGCACGGCCCCUCUCGCAAAAGCUCCAGCCACACCUCCGCCAGAAAGGAGUCGAGGACAGCUCACAAACUGGGCAAAAGCCGAUCUGCAGCUAGUUCGGGCACUUUGAGUAAGAAAGCCAGUAAAAUCAGCUCUUUUUUGAGGAGCCUCAGACCUUCUCCUGGUUCAAAAGCUGUGGCCCCACCGCAGGAUACAGAGGUAGAUAUCAUGACUAAGACGGUGGAGAAAUGCAACAUAGAGGCCAAGGUGGACAAAGCCCAGGAUGGCAAAGAGCUGGAGGUGAUCAGCAGCUCCAUGACGUCUGAGACGAUGGAGAUGAUAAUCUUUGAAACCAAAUCCAUUUAA
Messenger RNA from Propithecus coquereli (Coquerel's sifaka), 1692 nucleotides. It is a transcript of the gene GARIN3, whose product is annotated as family with sequence similarity 71, member B. Gene Ontology annotation, cellular component: nucleus. The transcript is spliced from 2 exons. Bases 1 to 1692 code for a protein of 563 amino acids. NCBI's taxonomy places the organism in Eukaryota, Metazoa, Chordata, Mammalia, Primates, Indriidae. The record is from RefSeq and is a predicted model, not a curated record.